Molecule: messenger RNA, 326 nt
Organism: Mycena citricolor
Lineage: Eukaryota; Fungi; Basidiomycota; Agaricomycetes; Agaricales; Mycenaceae
Source: the annotation of a GenBank genome assembly
CUUCCCCACCUUGAGCCGAUCGCGUAUCUCCUCGUCCGUCAUACGAGCAUAGAAAUCGCUCGCAUGGAUGCACACGAACUCGUCCCCUUCUCCGUCCCCGACCCCACCUACGCCCGACCCACCGUUCCACCGAAUCGCCAGUGCCGACGCGCGAGGGCACCCGAUGUCCCUGACGACGCGUGCAGGGUCGGCGGACUCGGCCCACCACAGCGUGCGCAGGAAGCUGGGCCGCGAGACGCUGGAGCCGCCUCUGGAACGCGCGUGUGAACUUGGACCCACGCCAGGUGCCCGCAGAUGUCGGGAAGGAAAGACCAGCUCUAGACUCC